Molecule: messenger RNA, 335 nt
Organism: Chironomus riparius
Lineage: Eukaryota; Metazoa; Arthropoda; Insecta; Diptera; Chironomidae
Source: the annotation of a GenBank genome assembly
CAACUUUCAAUUCAAAAUGUUCACAAAAAUUAUUUCAGUGAUUUUUCUCGCAGUUUUUAUCUCAAAAAGCAUUCAGCAAAAUGAAAUUUGUCGUGGCAAGGACUCGAGUAGAUUCUAUCCGAAUCAGACAGACUGUACAAGAUUUUAUCGAUGCGUUAAUGGAAUGAAAUAUGACUUCAUGUGUGGCGAGGACACGAUUUGGCGGGAUGAAUAUCAAGCAUGCGGACCGUAUCACAAUCAACCUGACAAUGAUUUAUCGCUGUUCAACUGAAAAUGUCUAAACUUUAUGUCUCAUUUUACUAAUAAACUUGAAAAGUUCAUGUCUGAAAAUGUGC